UAACAAUUCUAGUGAUGAUCCCGAAGGUGAGAGUUCCUGCCAAUUUUGGAAGAGAAUUGAUAAACUCCCCAGUGCAUGGAAACCUGGUGCUGAAUCUGAGAGAUGGAUCAGUGUUGAGGGUAAACUCUGUUAUAAUGUCCCUUAACAGUCCUGUUAUUGGUAAUUUCACCACCAACCUUUGUCAGUCUUCCCACGAGAUGGAUGACUUUAGUGUUGAAGCAGUACAUUGUUUUGUUGAUGCUAUGUACUCUGGUGAAUCUGAGAUGCUGAACAGAUUAAACUUUGAGGACGUUAACAAGAUGGCCCAUGUUUUCGAAGUGAGCUGGUUUAGAAAGAAAUGUUUGAAGUUCUUUAAAACAGAUGUUCUGAACUUUGAGAACAAUUCAUAUGAGGAGAUUCUGUUUGCCUGUGAGAUUGCCAGUCGAGCAUACUUCAAUCUGAAACAAAGCAAGUUUGUGGAUCUAUUUGUCAGAAACAUGACGACCAGGAACAUAGGAAAAAGAGUAUUUUUACGGAAAUACAUGUCUAACUUUGAUGAGCUGUCAAAACGUCAGAUCAACAUGGCAGUUCAGAUAGCCGGGAGAGAAUUAAACAUUGUGUUUGAUUGUUUAGUGAGUUAUCUCACGUUUGGGUUAAAAUACACAGGAUUUGAUGAGAACUCUUUGUAUUUACUCGAACAAGUAGAUAUGAGACUAUUUCAGCAAAGAUAUCCGGACCAGUUUGUUGAAGUAGUUGACCUGAUUACUGAACUGUCGGGAGGAUCUGAGGGUGGUCAAGUGAAAGAGUUGGUAGAAAAGGUGGUCAAGUUGAGGAGUGAAGUUGUAGCUGGUGGUUCUGAUGAGGUGCUAGAAGACAGUAAAUGUAGUGGAGAUUCUGAAGAAAGUGAUGAUGAAGAUUUACUUGAGGGUUGUAGACACGUUGCCACUCAAACUGAGGAGGCUAAAACAGGACCCUACCGAUACACUAGAGAGGAGAUGAUAGAUAAAAUCGUACCUGAUCUACCCUUGUCUUACUACUACCCGAAGUCCUACUGUAUUAUGGAUAGUCCUAUUCUUCCUAAUUUUGAAGAAGAACCACCAAUGCCAAGGGAACUUUUCGUGCCCUCGUGGCAGAUUAGAAAUGGGAAAAUGGUAAUGACCGACCGCGACCCCAUGGCCUUCACGGUCAAACAUACUCGCGCACUUAUCCAGACUCACAAGAAGAAUCCUAAUGCGUGGCUCUCUAAACGAAAAAGAAAGAAUUACCCUGGAGAAUUGCGGGACUUGAAAAUGCUGCGCGGCAACAUCCUGGGUACUCUCAACAAAAUUACUCCACAAAACUUCAAGGAUUUAAGUGUGCAGAUACUGCAGCUGGGUAUUGAUAACAUGGAAAAACUGGAGAUAGCAGUGGAGAUUAUUUUUGAGAAAGCCGUGUUGGAGCCACUCUACAGUGAGACUUAUGCUAUUGUUUGUAAGAUAAUGGGAUCGAUUAAGUUUCCGGAGGAGCAGAACUCCAAAGUGUCUCCGUUCAGAAAGACUCUGCUGAACAGAUGUCAGAAGGAGUUUUUCAGAGAAAAGAGCGAUGAGGAUAAACUCAACAAAAAGAUGGACGAACUUCAGGCCCGUACUGAUUUGGCCGAGAACGAGAAGCAGGCACAGAUGGAGGAGCUGCUGUACCAGCGCAGUAAGCUAAAGAAGAAGAUGCUGGGUAACAUCAACUUCAUUGGGGAACUCUUCAAUUUGGGCAUGUUGUCCUCUAAAAUCAUCCUCAGCCAGUGUAUUGGUAACAUGCUGGCUAAACGAGCACAAGGAAAGUUACAUGACGAAGUGGUGGAAUGUCUCGCUAAGUUGUUUUCUACCGUCGGACUAAAACUUGAGAACGAUUGCGACGAUGAACUUAAGAAACGAGCUUUCGAGAAAAGUUUCGGUGACUUCAAAGAAUUUGGAUCAAAUUCGAACUACGCGUACCGUAUCCGGUUUAUGAUACAAGACGUCGUGGAGUUGCGUGAUAAUAACUGGGUGCCGCGCCGUAAGAUGGAGGCUGCCGUAGCAUCAAGCAGCAGGGAAUCUAAAUCGAGAGCAGACCUCCCUAAUGAGCGAGGAGCUCCACGCUAUUCGCGCUUCUCAUCUCCUUAUUCACGAAAUGAAACACCCCAGAGAUUUGGCAAAUCCUUUAACUUGGAGCUAGAGUAUAUUCAGGACUCCGAUGAUGGAUACUAGUGGAAUGUUUGCGAGUAGUUUUCAUAUUUUGCGGGAACUAGUACUUCCAAGCUAUUUUGUGAGGAUCAUGGUGUAGUUGUAGAGUGAUGACUACAACAAGGCUCACCCUUUACGUGCCUGGAUUCCAGGUUGAUGUUAUUCAAGUGAGGAUCAAGGAUUUUAGUUGUGUGAUCUGAGUGUUUUUUAUCGCAACCUCUUAAUAACUGAAUAUGAUAAAUUUGGUCGCUGCUAAUCUAUUGUUAUUUAGAUAUGUUGAGCUUUAUAUUUUGUCUUUACUUCUAAACUUCCUCGUUGUAUCUUUGUAUAUUUUAGGUACGAGGAAAAUUUCUGCCCUGAUUUUGUUAUGAACUUCGUUGCAAAGCAAGUAUUAAAGAGUAAAACUGGUGCUUUGACAGACAAACCAGACAAACUACUUUACUUUACUUUAAGUAACAAAAUACUUUCCCAGAUUUCUGAUUCAUGUAAAUCCUCA
Molecule: messenger RNA, 2670 nt
Organism: Bolinopsis microptera
Lineage: Eukaryota; Metazoa; Ctenophora; Tentaculata; Lobata; Bolinopsidae
Exons: 11
Coding region: 15-2198 (727 amino acids)
Cellular component (GO): eukaryotic translation initiation factor 4F complex
Molecular function (GO): mRNA binding; protein binding; translation initiation factor activity
Source: RefSeq, a predicted model, not a curated record